AUGAAGAGGCACGGCUCGGGGCUUGCCGUGGCCAAGUGCACGUGCGGCCAGAUCUUUAUCCCGUCCGGUAGCGGGAGCCAGGGCGGGUCGCCGGAGCUGCUUACGACGGAGCGCUUCUUGCCGGCGGGCAAGCCCGUCAAUUGCGCUAGCUAUUAG
Chondrus crispus (carragheen) is the source of this 156-nucleotide messenger RNA. RefSeq lists its product as hypothetical. The record is from RefSeq and is a predicted model, not a curated record. The coding region runs from base 1 to 156 and encodes 51 amino acids. Lineage: Eukaryota; Rhodophyta; Florideophyceae; Gigartinales; Gigartinaceae. The transcript has a single exon.